AUGGCGGCCACUGCCUUCGACCAGCUACGAUUGCUCUUCCCAGAAAACACCACCGAGAAGGUGGUAACUCCUAUCGACCAGGACAAUAACAGCGAGAAGUACCAAGCUGCUGUAUCCCGUCCCUGGUCGCAGACUUGCUGGAUCCCCGCGGCAGCGUACGUCUACCUGAGCUCUGUUCAGGAACUGAUCCAGGCGCUGGCCAUUGUGCGAAAGACCGGCACCAAGUUCGCCAUCCGGACCACCGGCCACAACCCCAACGCCGGUUUCAGUAGUGCCGGCGAGACAGCCGUCGUGCUGGACAUCAGUCAGCUCAAAUCCAAAGAGCUAAUCACGGCCGACGAAGGGGUCACCGUCGCCCAGUUUGGUGCCGGAAAUACCUGGGGCGAUGUAUAUCAUUGGCUGGAGGAGCGGGGAUUAUCAGCCAUUGGGGGCAGGGACUCGCAGGUGGGCUUAGGGGGGUUUCUCUUAGGAGGGGGUAUGGGCGCCUUGCCUAAUCUCCAUGGGCUUGGUGCGGAUGGGGUGAGAAACUUUGAAGUCCUGCUAGCCGACGGCCGUCUCGUCAACGCCAACGCGAAUGAGAACUCUGAUCUCUACCGCGCUCUAAAGGGCGGUGGCUCGAAUUUUGGCAUCGUGACGCGGCUCGACCUCGCAACCCACCCUCUGAUCAAUGUCCAAUACACUAUCAACCUCUACAACCCCGAUGAUCACGUGGCAAUCAAUCAGGCCACCGUGGCAGUCCAACAGGCCAUGGAGGAGGAUCCCAAGAUUGGGCUGUUCACCAACUUCAACAAUGGCUUCGUUGCGGUGGGCUUACUCUACGGAGACCACCCGGCCGAGCCCCCCCAGGCUUUCGGGCCGUUCCACAACCUGAAAAGCCUGGUGGCAACGGCGCUCCAGUCCACGAAUGGCACGCUCUUGUCACUAGCUCAAGCUAUGGGUCAUCCCCAGACGGCUCAGAAGCGACGCAUUUGCACAAUCACCACCAAGGUUUCGCACGACCUGUACGAAGAAGUGUUUAAGGCCUGGGGAGAGGUCAGCAAGACCCUCCCUACUGGUGCCGUUCUACAUUAUACCAUCCAGCCAUUUGGUAAGGCAGGUGUCCAGGCUGGCAAAGCUCGUGGAGAGAACAUCAUGGGUCAUGAGAAUGUUUCACAGUGUUGGUGGGUUUUCACCUGUGAGUGGCCUAAAGACGGCAGUGAUGAUGCCGCAGCGGAGAACGCCAUCGAUGCCAUGUCGGAAAAGGUGCAAUCCCUGGCCAAUGCCAAGGGUCUCCUCCUAGACUUUAAAUGUAUGAGCUUUGCUACCGCCUCGCAGAAGGUUCUGGGCAGCUAUGGGGCUGAGAACGUCAAGCGGAUGCGGGAAGUGGCAGCUAAAUACGACCCGGAAGGCGUCUUUCAGAAGCUGCAGAAUGGCGGCUUCCUUUUACGCGACAACGUCUAA
Messenger RNA from Aspergillus heteromorphus CBS 117.55, 1440 nucleotides. RefSeq names its product FAD-binding oxidoreductase. The transcript is spliced from 5 exons. Gene Ontology annotation, molecular function: FAD binding. The record is from RefSeq and is a predicted model, not a curated record. The coding region runs from base 1 to 1440 and encodes 479 amino acids. NCBI's taxonomy places the organism in Eukaryota, Fungi, Ascomycota, Eurotiomycetes, Eurotiales, Aspergillaceae.